Molecule: messenger RNA, 553 nt
Organism: Funneliformis geosporum
Lineage: Eukaryota; Fungi; Glomeromycota; Glomeromycetes; Glomerales; Glomeraceae
Source: the annotation of a GenBank genome assembly
AGAGAGAAUAAAGUGCUUCACAGUAUCGAGUUCAAGUAUGGCGGUAAACCUGUGCGAGCCUGGACAAUACGGCAUAGGAAUAAAUCCGAUCAAAAAGGUUUAUUUCCAAAAAUAUUGGAAAAUUUGAACAAUAUACGGAAUGAACUAAAGGUCCAGCUAGAACCUCUUGGAAAGAAAAAGGAAUAUAUGGGAUUAGUUAAAAGUAGAAUGGAUGCCGGCGGAUCUAUCUUAAUAGCAAGUGCAAUCGAAGAUGUUUGUUCGCAAAGCGAACCUAAGAAGUAUGCCAAAAUAGCUGACAUCCUGAAUCCUUUCAUUAGUUCGUCAUAUGAUGAUUUUAGGAAAGAAUAUGAUUCCAUCUGCUUCGAUUAUAAUUCUCUAAAUUCGAAGCAAAAAGCCAUUAAAUUGUAUAUGAAUUCGUUCUAUGGUGUAACUGGCCAAAGUGACUCACCGUUCUAUAUACUUGAACUCGCUAGGGGCGUUACUUCAGCUGGGCGAGAAAAUAUCAAACUCGUUGCAGAGUUCGUAAAAAAGAAAGGUUUUGGAAUAAAAUAUG